AAAAACUCAAAAAUGGAUUGUCAAGUUAAUAAAGAUCCAAAAACAGGAAUUGCUAAGGCUGUUAAUUGUGGAGUAUCAGUCGGAGAUGAAAAAGUCAACGCACGUGUCGGAGUUUUUGACAAGGGCGUUUUUGGAGCAGUGAAUGUAAAGACCGAAACAGGCCAUUCAGCGUCAUUGGGUGUUAAGCAUAUUCCCAAUUAUCAUAUGACCACCGUGAAUGCCAGUGGCAGUGCCAACCUCUACACUUCGCCCAGUGGCAAUCUAAACGUGGGUGCCACAGCAAACGCAAUGCGCCACACCAGCGGACCUUUCAGGGGUAAAUCCGAUAUGGGGUGCGGUCUAAAUAUGCAAUAUAAAUUUUAGAAAGCCAAAUGUCAAAAGUUGUAAAAAUAUAUGUAUUCAAUAUUGAAA
Molecule: messenger RNA, 411 nt
Organism: Drosophila navojoa
Lineage: Eukaryota; Metazoa; Arthropoda; Insecta; Diptera; Drosophilidae
Product: attacin-A-like
Source: RefSeq, a predicted model, not a curated record